CGAUGGAAAGUUUCGUCUCUUUGUAUGGCAGCGUUUGAGAAUAGUACUCAACGAGACGCCGAUCCCGGAAACUUCAGCAGCGAAAAAGUGACUUUUGACGUGCCCUGCAACCGAGCGCUGUACUCUGUAUGAAAAUCGAAUUCGGGCGAAUCUCGUUGGCAGAAUUUGUGAGUCAGUGGAGAAAAUCGCGUCUGAGGAACUCGUGAAAAGUUGAAUUGUGCCGAGAUCGAUGAUUUCACGAGCUGUGACGAAAAGUAACGGCGGCUUCCGUGCUUUCGAUGAUUCUCGAAGUUCUUUCGAUAAACGACGGUACUGCGGAAUCUCUGGAGCUCCCAAAUAAAUAAAUUCGCGCCAGAUUUUUCGAGCAAAAUUAAUAAAAGUUUGUUUUAACGGCAGGAAAGCGAUAAUGGCGGCUUCUGGCGCGACCUGAUGGAACGAGUGCGAAGCUCGAGGGAGAACGACGUCCGCCUGUUUCCCAUCCGUCGAUAUGUACGAUAAACGCACCGGAGUCGUGCAGUUUCAAGUUUGCCGGCGAGCGGCGAAAAUCACGUUGCGCGAGACGAACGGGGCGGGGCAACGAGGGGCAGCAGCACCGUCGAUUUACUCCCGUCAGACCGUAAACAUGACCUCAAAUAUUGACAGCUGUGAGCUGCGGAACAGCGGAACAACAAAGUUGUAAAAUCGUAAACAAUUAAUUAUUUCAUCAACUCUAUUCUGUUACAUUGGAUAUUACAGUUGUAAAAUGGCGAGGGCUACCGAGAGUAGGUGCUCAUCAGCAUCGUAUGAGGCAAACUCCAGCUGCAACGACAAUUACAAUGUCGAAAAUACCAUGUUGCGAAAAAAGUUGCAUCUUCAAUCAGAGUCUCUAAAUAUCUUGAGUCAAGAAUUGGACCAAUGUAGAAAUCAACGAGAUCAGUAUAAAUGGGCGGCAGAACAGAUACAAGUACGCUUGUCGCAUAUGAAUGUGCAAUCUAGUGAACAUAACAAUGUUAAAUGUUCUUUCAGUACAGACAAUGAAAUUCGAACGAUGGAACUGUUGAUGGAAGCUCGAGAGGUGAACAAAUGCUUAAGGUUACAGGUUGAAACCCUCAAACAAAAGUUGGGCGAUGCUCGGGCUGAUAUUAAAGUCCUCAGAGCCACCAGUCAAUCGAAUAUCGAACAGAGUACACAAUUAGCACCUGAUGUUCAUCAGAGAGAAGAAAUGAUUGAACAGUUGGAAAAAAUGAAUAUCAAAUGCACCCAGCUACAAACUGAUUUACAAACUGUGUUGGAUGAAAAACAUGAAUUAGAAACUGAGCGAGAUGCCUUUAAGUGUAAAGCGCAUCGUCUCAAUCACGAACUGUCAAAAGCUCUGAGUGCGACAACAACUGUUGACUUUGAUGCUCUAAUCAACGAAAAUAGGUUUCUACAAGAGCGAUUGCAACAGUUGCAAGAAGAAAAAGAAUUGGCCAGGCAAUCUCUUUCGAAAUACAAGGGCAUGUUGGACAGCAAACGGACGAAAGGAACUAUAAAAUUGGGCGGUGAUUCGGCCGCGGGUACGGUUAUGACGUAUAAACAAGUGGAACAAUUACUGCAACAAGCAACAACAGUACCACCUCAAAAAUCUGCAGCCGCGAUAUCUGACUUACGACGACUCUGUACGGCUUUACUCGAAACUCUCAACGACAAAACGCUUGCUCUGGUACAUCAGAAAAAAGCCAACAAGAUUUUGGCAUCGAGAAUCUGUGAAUUGGACAACGCGGUACAAUCGCCAACAAUGAAGUUGCUCGAGGGUUACGUUGGCGCUGACGUUGAUUCGACAGUGAACUGUGACUUCAACAAUCCUGAAUUCGACAUCAAAUCGACGGCGUCGGACAAUCUUGAAAAGCGCGAAGACGGUCUCGGACUCGGUGCUAGCGAGCAAACGAAUCGAAGUUUGCCAAGCAGCAUCAUCGAUCGGAAUUUGCAUCCUUUGCCAAUCGAUUUACCAGAGUUACCAAAAAAUUUGGGUGAUUUGGUUGAGAAGGCUUUGCUCAACUUAAGAGACAACGACAAGGACAAAUAACACGGAUUUCAAUAACGAGAAGCACUCCGUUAAGUCAUUCCUGUACGAAUACCAAAAAAAAUCUCGUAAUCUAGUCAAAGAAUUCACACCAAAUAUUGAAGAAACAGAUUUACAAAUAUUGGUCUCAAGGCGACCACUGUGACCCGAUAGUUUUGGAAUAUCGUAAUUGAGUGAAUAAUUUUGACGUUUUUCUUCAUGGAAUCAUGCUCGAAUUGCUCUUUACGCUCGCACUGAUUGUCGAAGGACGUUUGUGACUUUCAUCAAGACAGAAACCAAUUCCACGACGUUUACAAGAAAUUAGUUUUUUUUUUCAAGAUAAACUUCAAAAGAAACUGCUCAUAUGUUGAAGAGCCUCAUUCCCACAAUGCAAAUAUCAAUUUUAUUAUUUCGUAAUCUGUUUCUCUGACCAAAAUAAAUACUAUAGCGAAAUAUAGAACGUAAAUUUCAAA
Messenger RNA from Venturia canescens, 2493 nucleotides. RefSeq names its product coiled-coil domain-containing protein 149. The transcript has 11 exons. The coding region runs from base 743 to 2044 and encodes 433 amino acids. NCBI's taxonomy places the organism in Eukaryota, Metazoa, Arthropoda, Insecta, Hymenoptera, Ichneumonidae. The record is from RefSeq and is a predicted model, not a curated record.